Messenger RNA from Harpegnathos saltator (Jerdon's jumping ant), 408 nucleotides. RefSeq lists its product as uncharacterized. The transcript has a single exon. The record is from RefSeq and is a predicted model, not a curated record. The coding region runs from base 1 to 408 and encodes 135 amino acids. NCBI's taxonomy places the organism in Eukaryota, Metazoa, Arthropoda, Insecta, Hymenoptera, Formicidae.
AUGAGAUAUCUGGGCCUCAUAUUGGAUGGCACCUGGUGCUUCAAAGAACAUUUUAAUCGUCUGGUCCCCCGGUUGAGAGUCAUCUCAGCCAAUGUCAGCAAGCUAAUGCCAAGGGUUGGGGGCCCAGAUGGGAAGGCACGUCGCCUCCACGCUGGCGUACUGAAUUCGGUGGCUCUGUACGGGGCGCCGAUCUGGGCGGAAGCCCUGGCCGUCAGUCGCCCGCUGCAAGCAACCUUUCGUAGAGUGCAUAGGACGCUGGAGGUUAGGGUGACCCGCUGUUACCGAACGGUUUCCCACGUGGCGGCGAUAGCUCUGGCGAGCAUGCCCCCCUUAGAACUCCUCGGUCUGAUGUACAAGAGAAUGUACAUCAGGAAGCGGGAGCUCAUUAGGGCGGGGGGUGGGGGGUAG